CUGAGUGGGGCAUACGAAACAAAUUGUUUACUCUCACAGUGGACAAUGCUAGUAACAACAACACUGCAUGUGACCUGUUGGUAGAUACUCACAAGUAUGAGUUGAUGCUUGAGGGUGCACAUUUGCAUGUGAGAUGUUGUGCGCAUAUCCUGAAUAUUUUGGUUCAAGAUGGGAUGAAAAUUAUUCAUGAGGGGAUAAAGAAGAUUCGGGAGCUCUUGAAGCACAUUGUCUCUUCGCCCUCAAGAAUGCAAGCUUUUAAUGAAAUUGCAGUAGUGAAUGGUCUUCCAACAAAACGUGGUAUUGCUCUUGACAUACCCAACCGUUGGAAUUCCACCUUCAAGAUGGUUGCAGAAGCAAUCAAGUACAAGACCGUCCUGAAUAGCUAUGCAAAUCAACAUGCAGAAAUUCCUCCAAAUGAACAAGAAUGGAGCACAGCUGAUUCAAUCUGUAAGUUUCUUAAAACUUUUGAAGAGGCUACAAAAGCAAUAUCAGCUCAUAGGAAACCAACUUCAUACAUGUUCUUGCCUUUAAUUGUUUCAAUUCGGGAUGCCUUGGAUAACCCUUCUUGGCAGACAAGUGUGGCACUACAAGACCUGGCUGCAGCCAUGAGGAUCAAGUUUGAAAAGUAUUGGGGUAGAGAUUUUGAUGAGUCAAACCAGCCUAUUCCUCGCAGAAAUAAAAAGGAUUAUGAUGUCAACCUUGGAAUUGUUAUUGCAACAAUGUUAGAUCCGAGGGGAAAAGCAGAAUAUGCAGAGUUCUUCUACCAGAAGAUUUGUAGCAAUAUAGAUCAGAUUGAUUCAAGUGUUGAUGCUGCUCUAGUUUGGAUGAAAAAAUACUUCCUGGAGUAUGAGCAACGCUUGAGGAGAGUUAAUGCAUACUCUGUUACAUAUUCAAGUGAGGGCAGCAUUUGUGUGGGCUCACCGGUGCUUGCGAAAAGGCAGCUAGGAUCAGAAUUUGCAAACUUCAAGUCAAGUCGAAGAAAGACUCGUCCACCAAAAUCUGAAUUUGACAUCUACUUUGAAGAAGAUUGUGUGGAAGACAUUGAAAACUUUGACAUUUUGGCUUGGUGGAAGGCACAUGCUGAGAAGUUCCCGAUCUUAUCAGUUAUGGCACGUGAUUUCCUCGCCAUUCCUCUUAGUACCGUUUCUUCCGAAUCAGCCUUUAGUCUUGGAGGUAGGAUUCUUGGGGAGUCAAGAAGCUCACUAACUCCAGAGAUGUUAGAAGCCCUUGUGUGUGGGAAAGACUGGUUAUUCAAGGAAAAAGAUGCAGACAAUGAAGGUCAACAAAUUAGUGAAGAUCAGACUAGUGAAAUGGUCAUCUUUGCCACUCCAUCAGACUAGUGAAAUGGACUGAAUUCUUGGAUGCUGUUGCGUAGAGGUUUCUCUUUUAAAUGCUUUAACUUUUGUAUUACCAUGUUAGCAGAAAACCUUAUUUCUUUGAAGUAUUUCCAUGUUUUCAGUUAAAAUUCAGUCCCCUUUUUUGUUUCUGCCCCAGCUAUUUUUUGUUGGUGGUAACAGCCAAAAUGGAGGAAGUUCUUGGCUCAUGUGGGACCUGGAGCUCUUGUGGCCAUUGGCUUCCUGGAUCCUAGCAACUCGACUUGUGGAUCACUUGAAGCAGGUAUGAGACAUGUGCAUUGGCAUUUGGCAGGUGCAGGAGCAAAGUGAGAAUGACAUGGACAAGCAAAGGCCAGAAGAACCAGAAACUGGUGGCCAACAAAAGAUAACGCAACUCGCCGAGCUCCUGUGAGGAGAUAAGCAUCAGGGUUGGACGAUGGCAACAACCAGGGUCUGGUCGGCAGUUGGGUCGUCGUCUCGUCUCUCCAGCUAGGGAGCAACCAAGCACAAGCAAGCGUGAACAACCUAUAUAUAUAUAUAUAUGUAACAUAGAUCUUUGCAACUUGUUUGACUACUAGUAGCUAUCUAAUAGGUUCUUAUUGGGUUGUAACCAUAUUUGGCAAGCAGUUUGUAUAACUUAUGCACUGAAAAGUUUGGGGUGGUAUGGUGUGUGAAGGUGGAAGUUUGAUUUGGGGUGAGUUAAAUUUAUAUAUUUGUGAGAA
Messenger RNA from Setaria italica (foxtail millet), 2056 nucleotides. RefSeq names its product zinc finger BED domain-containing protein RICESLEEPER 2-like. Gene Ontology annotation, molecular function: protein dimerization activity; DNA binding. Lineage: Eukaryota; Viridiplantae; Streptophyta; Magnoliopsida; Poales; Poaceae. The coding region runs from base 105 to 1340 and encodes 411 amino acids. The transcript has 3 exons. The record is from RefSeq and is a predicted model, not a curated record.